AUGGGGGCUGAACAGUCCUCAAAUUCGGAAUCACGCCGAGCCGACAUUGGGACCAGCCAAAGAACAUGCUACUAUGAACUCUUGGAAGUUGAAAGGACUGCGACUGACAUUGAAAUUAAGAAGGCAUAUCGCAAAAAGGCUUUGGAGUUGCAUCCAGAUCGCAACUUCAACAAUGUUGAAGCGGCCACGGAAAAGUUUGCAGAAGUUCAGGCUGCAUAUGACAUUUUGUCUGACCCCCAGGAAAGAGCCUGGUAUGACUCUCACCGCGAGAGCAUUCUGAGUGGGCAACAUGACUCCAACGAUGCAUCUGCGCCUCCAACUUUUCAUAAUGUUCAUCUUACUACUGCAGACGAUAUUAUGCGUCUCAUAUCACGAUUCAAUUCCACCAUUCCAUAUACUGAUGAUGUUAACGGCUUUUACUCGAUCACAAGAGAAACAUUCGAGCAUCUCGCUCAAGAGGAGGAGGCUGCUGCUGACUACGAGGGUGUUGAGUGUCCUGAGUAUCCGACGUUUGGCUCAUCCAACAGUGAUUACGAUCCUACUGUGAAAUCCUUCUAUGCCAUCUGGGCUGGGUUCGCUACCAAGAAAUCAUUCAUGUGGCAAGACAAGUAUCGCCUCUCAGACGCCCCAGAUCGCAGGACCAGGCGUUGGAUGGAGAAAGAAAACAAAAAGCUACGAGACGAUGCUAUUCGAGAAUUUACCGAUGCUGUUCGGUUCCUAGUCUCCUUUGUCAGGAAGCGGGAUCCUCGCUAUAUUCCAAACACUCAAAGUGAAGCAGAUCGUCACAAGUCUCUCCGGACCGCUGCUGCUGCGCAAGCUGCUCGGUCUCGUGCAGCAAAUAAGGAAACCUACUCCUCAUUUGACGUGCCAGACUGGGUUCACUCCAGAGAGGAUGAAAAUGAGCGCCACCAACCUUCCGAGUCUGAAGAGUCCGAGAUUGAAACGGAGAUUAUGGAAUGUGUGGCGUGUAACAAAAGAUUCAAGAGCGAAAAGCAGUUUGAAUCCCAUGAGCGCAGCAAGAAGCAUAUCAAGGCUGUUCAAGAUCUACGUCGACAGAUGAAACGAGAAACAGCAAACUUGGAUUUGGACGCAACAUCGGUCGAUGCACCCGAAGCAUCUUUGAAUGGAGAUGAGGAGCUACGAACUGCAAGAGUGAAUGAACAGGACUAUGAAGCGAAUGAGGACGAUGUAGUGAAUGCUGAGCCUUUGCAUGAGAGUCAGCAUGACGCAGCCACUGGAAAUGGAGCAUCACCAGAUCAGAAUACACCAGAAGCGGACCAGGGCGAAAGCCACGGUGAAGAAGAAGAACUUGAUCAGUCAUUCCACAGGCUGAAUGUCCAGUCGACCAGUGACCAACCGGCUCAUGACAAUCACGACGAGGGGGUGCAUGACAAUUCAUCCAAACCACCGCAGAAAGUCUCCGCUGAUGAUACGAAGCCGAAAAUCAAAAUUGGAAAAGCAAAACUCAAACGCCAGAAAAAAGCCGCUGCUGCUGCGGCAACCGAAAACGAGCAUCGAUGCAAUAUCUGCACAGCUGAGUUUGACUCUAAAACGAAGCUAUUUAAACAUAUCCGUGAUUUGGGCCAUGCUGCCUCCACUGUCAAGCCUGGCGGUGCCGGAAAUGGUAAAAAGGUAUAA
Messenger RNA from Trichoderma aggressivum f. europaeum, 1638 nucleotides. RefSeq lists its product as uncharacterized. Lineage: Eukaryota; Fungi; Ascomycota; Sordariomycetes; Hypocreales; Hypocreaceae. The transcript is spliced from 3 exons. Gene Ontology annotation, molecular function: zinc ion binding; nucleic acid binding. The record is from RefSeq and is a predicted model, not a curated record. Gene Ontology annotation, cellular component: cytoplasm. Bases 1 to 1638 code for a protein of 545 amino acids.